Mustela lutreola (European mink) is the source of this 2601-nucleotide messenger RNA. RefSeq names its product MARVEL domain containing 3 (gene MARVELD3). The record is from RefSeq and is a predicted model, not a curated record. Gene Ontology annotation, cellular component: membrane. The transcript has 3 exons. The coding region runs from base 100 to 1230 and encodes 376 amino acids. NCBI's taxonomy places the organism in Eukaryota, Metazoa, Chordata, Mammalia, Carnivora, Mustelidae.
CGCCCCCGCCCCCGCCCCGGUGCUUGGCCACCUGCCCGGGAAACUGGUGGUAGAUUGUUGCCCUCGGGUCGCUCCGGGGCGGGGACACGGAAACUGGCCAUGGAAGGUACGUCGGGGGCUCGGGAGCCCCGGGCCCGGCCGAGAGAGCGGGACCCAGACCGGCACCCCCGCCCGGACCGAGACCGCCACCCCGAGCGACACCGGGACCGAUCCGGGGACCGGCGGAGGGAGAGAAACGGGGGCGAGCGGAGGGACGGGGACCGGGACAGGGGAAGGCACCGAGACCCUCGCCAGGACAGACACCGGGUCGGGGACCUUCGCGCCGGUGAACAGAGAGUCUGGGAAAAGUCCCAUCAAAGUCGGACGCGGGACAGACCCCGGAGGCCGACCUGGGACGCAGCCCCGCCCCCCUGGCCCGCACCUUGGGAAACCCCGGAGCUACCGCCCCACAGGAAGGAGCGUUUCGGAGCCAGUGGCCCGGCAAGUUACAGUGAACCCACUGCAGGGAGAUACCUGCCCUCGAACCCCAGGUCUGGACUAGAGGAAGUGGAAUAUUACCAGUCAGAGGCUGAAGGACUCCUGGAUUGCCAUAAAUGCAAAUACUUGUGCACUGGGAGAGCCUGCUGCCAGAUGCUGGAGGUGCUCCUGAACUUGUUGAUCCUGGCCUGCAGCUCUGUGUCUUACAGUUCCACAGGGGGCUACACGGGCAUCACCAGCCUGGGGGGCAUUUACUACUACCAGUUCGGAGGCGCUUACAGUGGUUUCGAGGGCGCCGAUGGGGAGAAAGCACAGCAGCUGGACGUCCAGUUCUACCAGCUGAAGCUGCCCACGGUCACUGCGGCGAUGGCCUACAGCGGAGCCCUCAUGGCCUUCUGCUGCCUCCUUGUCCUCCUGGGCGUCCUGCGGGUCCCGUGGCACUGCCCUCCAUGGCUGCUGAUUGAAGGCUCGUUGGACGUGCUCAUCGCGGGGGCCUAUGUCCCCGCUCUGUACUUCUACUUCCACCAGCUCUCGGCUGCCUAUGCGUCCCCGGUGUGCAGAGAGAGGGAGGCGCUGUACCAGAGCAAAGGGUACAGCGGCUUCAGCUGCACUUUCCACGGGGGGGAUAUAGGAGCUGCGGUCUUUGCCGUCCUGAGCAUCGGGCUCUUUGCUCUGGGGGCUGUGCUGGCCAUCCGAGGUUACCGGCAGGUCAGGAAGCUCAAAGAGAAGCCUGCAGAGAUGUUGGAGUUUUAGGCCUUUUAAGCCAACCCGCCAAAUGUCAGCGGUGGAAGUUACUCUGAACCACUGUCUUUCACGGAAUACUUGGCCAUGGGACUUGCCUGCAGUUGAAGAGGGUGAGGCUAACAUCAGUGUCCUGGGGGGGCCAACAUCGGUGUCCCGGGGAAACUCCAGGUUACACGGAGCAGCGUUCUCUGAGGUUAUAAGUUCUCGAGUCCUCUGCUGGUGAGCGAGUCAAAGUUACUGAAACAGACCAAAACUGGAAGUCAGGACCCAUGAGGAAAAGGCACGGGCUGCAGCAAAAUGCACUUUUGAUUAGCUCAAGGGAGAUAACCCCGUGAAUCUGAAGAACCAUAUGUUCCAAGUUGGUGGAAAGCCCCAUACACGAGAGACAACAUUCCGGCUUGAACUUUUGUAAACACAGCUGUCUUAAGCGGAUGAGACCCAAAGUUUUUCCACACUGAGGGCUUGGAUCCUUCAAUUCCCUGAUGCUCUGCAGGCAGGGUGUAGGGAAGCUGGGAGACACCGCCUGUAAGUUGGAGGUAGGCGUGGGCCGAGCAAAGAGGAAUCAGAUUCAUUCAGUGGGCUGCAAAGAAGCUAUUCUAACAAGCCCCUUCCAACGGUUUUGAAAACUCAAUAAGUGUUUUGUACCUCUUGUAAAUGUACCAUUGUACGGAGAAUUAAACCCAACAUCUGGAAUUCAGGAUCCAUCCAGAAUAAAAGAAUGUAAAAUCUUUCCCAACAGAAGAAUGCACUUUUGGCCAGACGGCUUCAUGGGUUCUUACUGCAUGUUAAAUUGUGACUUCGGGAACAUUACAACAUAUUCUGGGUACAAGUGAAUAUGAUCUUUGCUUUACGUAAAUCCAAUAAGAGUCCAAAGAAAAAAUUUAACUUGGAGGUGAUGCUUCUCUUUACAGCACAUUUUUAACAGUAUACCCUUAAACACAGGCAACUCGUCAUAUUUAAAAGGGGAGUUCCAUUUGGGUUUAGAAGGUGAAAUAAAUGCUUAUCUAUGAUUAGACAGUUUCUUGAAGAAUACAUAAGAAAGCAUGAAGAGUAUUGGCUUCCGGAGAGAGGGAGAUUUUAUUUUCCAUUUUAGCAUAGCUUGACUGCACGUUUCAGUUUUAUUUCAGAGAAAUAAAAAACUUGAUUUGCUCCCCUCUUUUUUCACAUUUACAGUGCAAACACAGAAGUAGAUGUCUAAUUAAGCGGGAUAUUACAUGAUCAGCCACGAAACCAGCCUCCCCCAAAAAGACCCCAUAACGAAUAACAAAAAUAUCAUGUCUGUUUUGGUCUCCACGUCCCUCUCUAGAGCCCUCGCUCUGCUCACUUUCCAGAGACUUGUCCCAUUCUACCAUCAGAAUAAACUGCUGGCGCUGGCAAUCA